AUGUCUUUCCCUAAAGCCGUACCCGAUUGGAACAACCUCAAAGUGAUCCAUAAGAACACUCUUCCCCCACGGGCGCACUUCUACAGCUAUGCUUCAGAGGAAUUAGCCCUCACCUUCAACCGCGACAACAGCGAGUAUAUUUCCCUCAAUGGCACUUGGAAGUUCCGACACGAUGCUUCUCCUUUCGAGGCACCUGAGUGGUCCACUGCCAAUCCCUUGAGCUGGGACGACAUCAAAGUCCCAGGAAUGUGGCAGCUCCAAGGUUACUCCCACCCAACCUACACCAACGUCAACUAUCCAUUCCACGUCAAUCCUCCUCAAGUGCCACUCCUCAAUGAGACUGGAUCUUACUGGAGGCAGUUUGUAACUCCUUCCACGUGGGAAGGACAACAGAUUCGCAUCCGCUUCGAAGGUGUUGAUAGUGCGUUUCAUCUCUGGAUCAACGGAGAAGAGGUUGGGUACUCGCAGGGUUCACGCAACCCCAGUGAGUUUGACAUCACCUUCCUUCUCAAGCCAUCCGGGUCUGUGAACACCAUCGCGGUGCGGGUGUACGAGUUCUGUGAUGGUUCGUAUAUCGAGCGGCAAGAUCAGUGGCUUCUGAGUGGCAUCUUCCGAGAUGUUGCGUUGCUGGCCUUCCCGCUGCACUCGGUGGGUGACUUCAACGCUGUUCCAACACUUAGCGAAGAUUUAUCUACAGGCCAGCUGGUCACUAAUCUUAAGAUACAAGGAGAAGGCGCCGAUGUCCAGGCCAGGUUAUAUCGACCAGAUGGCACGUUACUUAAAGAAUUGAGAUUCUCUUCUAAAGAAUCUGGUCGUAUCGAUGUAUCUGGUGAUGAUUUAAAGCUGUGGUCUGCCGAAGAUCCGGUUCUUUAUACCUUGACUCUCUCCUUCAAUGGCCGUACUAUUCCCCAGCGCAUUGGAUUCCGGCGCAUCGAGCAAAAAGGAGCAAACUUCUUGGUCAACGGCAAGCCAAUAAUUUUAUACGGCAUGAACCGCCAUGAACAUCACCACCUCCACGGCCGCGCCGUCCCGUAUGAAAAUAUGCGUGCGGACCUCAUUCUGAUGAAGAAGCACAACAUCAACGCUCUGCGAUGUUGUCAUCAACCCAAUGAUCCCAGACUUUAUGAAGUGUGUGAUGAACUUGGUCUUUACGUCAUGGCCGAGGCCGAUCUUGAGGCUCACGGCUUUGACCCGGUGGAGCGCUCCAAUAUUCCCAACCAGCACCUGAUGACCGAACACGAAAUUCAGGAGACCUCAUACAAGAUGGCUACCAAGUGGACGUCGGACAAUCCAGAAUGGAAGGACGCUUAUCUUGAUCGUGCUGUUGAGCUUGUUGAGCGCUUCAAGAACUUCUCUUGUAUUAUUAUGUGGUCCCUUGGAAACGAGGCUUUCUACGGUCAAAACCACGCGACCAUGUACAAGUGGAUUAAGGAAGCUGAUCCAACCCGUCUCGUCCACUACGAAGGUGAUCGGGAGGCUAUCAGCGCUGAUUUGUAUUCCACCAUGUACUGGAGUAUCGACGAUCUCAAGAAACACAUCAAGGAGAAGCCGGAUAGACCUCUGAUUCAGUGCGAGUACGCACACGCCAUGGGCAACGGACCGGGUGGAUUGAAAGAAUACAUCGAGACAUAUCGGAAUGAAAAGCUGCUCCAAGGCGGCUUCAUCUGGGAGUGGUGUAACCAUGGCCUUCUCAAGAGAGACGGUGACACUUCGUAUUAUGCAUACGGCGGCGACUUCGGCGACGAGCCCAAUGACGCAGACUUCAUCCUUGACGGAAUGGUGUUCUCGGACCACACACCCAGCCCGGGGCUAGCGGAAUACAAAAAGGCAAUUGAGCCAGUCACGGUGAUACUCAAGGGACGCUCCCUUGAAGUAGCAAACCACUACGAUUUCAAUACCCUCGACCACCUGUCCAUAUCUUGGCACGUUGUUACAGACUCGGGAAACAGUGAGCCAACACCAUGGCAGAUACCCGAAAUCCAACCCGGAGAAUCCAAGAUGCUCGAUCUCCCCGAGGGCGUGGUAUUGGGCUCUAAUCCCAGCUGGCUCACCAUCAACUUCCGUCUCAAGGUGGACAAAUCCUGGGCACCCCAGGGACACGAGGUUGCUUGGGCACAGAUUCCAUUGUUCGAUGACCAGAAACUCGCAAUCCAUUCAACCAUAACGUCACUACAAUCAAAACUGUCCGUUCAGGAGGGACCCGGCCGGCUAUAUAUCAACUCAAAUAGCUUUGGCUCCCACUUCACCUACGACCUGAUCAGAGGCGAUCUAUCAUGGUCCACAGAGGCUGGCAAAAUCUUCAACAGCGGACCUCAACUGGGCAUAUACCGAGCCCUUACACAGAACGACCUCGGAUCGGCGGGGCCUAGUCCCGAGUGGGAUCGCUUCCGCGUGAAAAGCAGUCGGAUGCUCGUCGAAUCUGCCAAGUGGCAUGUCAACGAGGAUAACGGAAGCGUGCUAAUCGCAACUAAAGUCCGCGUUGCACCGACUGUCCUGGAAUGGGCAUUUGAGGCUACUCUCACUUACACUAUUACGGAGACAUCCGUCAGUCUGCAUGUUAAGGGCGACUUCACAGGAACAUACCCAAAGUAUAUCCCAAGAAUCGGUCUCACACUUCGUCUUCCGCGACAAUAUGACGCUGCCACGUGGUUUGGUAGAGGUCCCGGAGAAUCGUACCGUGACACGAGAUCAGCUGCACGGUUCGGAAAAUACACUGCUUCCAUUGAGAGCGGUCUGGAGACACCAUAUGAGUGGCCCCAGGAGAACGGUAAUCGCAUCGAUACCCGCUGGGUGAAUGUUCACUCCUCGCCUCCGGAUACUUCUUAUGCUGCCUCUGCUGGAGCGAUUGCACCAAUUCCAGAGAUCCAGGCGUAUAUGGAUACACCGUUCAGUUUCUCUCUUCGCAAGUAUGCGACGGCGGAGCUUGACCGCGCGAAACAUCCACAUGAGCUUUCCGAGCUGGAUAAUGAGACUGAGCUCAAUAUUGACUAUGCGCAUCAUGGAAUUGGUACCGCGAGCUGUGGGCCUGGUGCCUUUGAGGGUCAUAGACUUGAGGCUGGGGCGUUUGAGUUUACUACGACCUUUGGUAUCGUUGGUGAUAAAAAGGUCUGA
Messenger RNA from Penicillium expansum, 3111 nucleotides. RefSeq names its product Glycoside hydrolase, family 2, N-terminal. The record is from RefSeq and is a predicted model, not a curated record. Gene Ontology annotation, molecular function: carbohydrate binding; beta-galactosidase activity. The coding region runs from base 1 to 3111 and encodes 1036 amino acids. Lineage: Eukaryota; Fungi; Ascomycota; Eurotiomycetes; Eurotiales; Aspergillaceae. The transcript is spliced from 2 exons. Gene Ontology annotation, biological process: lactose catabolic process. Gene Ontology annotation, cellular component: beta-galactosidase complex.